GAGACACGGUCCGUGCCUCAGGGUAAUGCUGGCCACCCAAAAAACGGGGUGACUCAGCUGGGAAAGGAGCGUGGCCUUCACACCAUUCGGGGGGGUGCAGCCCUCCUCGAGAGCCAGGCCAGCUCCUGCUGCUGGGCUUUCUCUUUGCCGGGACUGUGUGAAACACGCUUUUCCUAAGCCCGAGCCGAAGAGCGGGCAGGCAGAACGAGGACCCUCGGCCCAUGGCUGAACCCCCUGAGAAGGGCAGAGCCGGGAGCAGCCUCCCAGCGCAUCGGGGCCUCGGACCCGUCUCCUCCAUCCCCGGGCGCCGGCUGGGCCGUGAUGGCAGCGUCCCCGCAGAAAUCUCCGUCUUCCCCCAAGUCCCCCACCCCGAAAUCUCCGCCGUCCAGAAAGAAAGAUGACUCCUUCCUGGGCAAGCUCGGCGGCACGCUGGCGAGGAGGAAAAAAGCCAAAGAAGUAUCUGAAUUACAAGAAGAAGGAAUAAAUGCCAUUAACUUACCUCUCAGUCCAAUUCCAUUUGAACUAGACCCUGAGGACACUAUGCUAGAGGAAAAUGAAGUCCGAACAAUGAUUGAUCCAAAUUCAAGAAAUGACCCAAAAUUACAAGAACUAAUGAAGGUAUUAAUUGACUGGAUUAAUGAUGUGUUGGUAGGAGAGAGGAUUAUUGUGAAAGACUUGGCUGAAGACCUGUAUGAUGGACAAGUAUUGCAGAAAUUAUUUGAGAAACUUGAAAGUGAGAAGCUGAAUGUUGCUGAAGUUACUCAGUCUGAAAUUGCUCAGAAACAGAAGCUACAGACAGUACUUGAAAAGAUCAAUGAAACCCUUAAACUCCCUCCAAGAAGCAUUAAAUGGAACGUUGACUCUGUUCAUGCUAAAAGUCUCGUAGCAAUACUUCAUCUUCUGGUUGCAUUAUCGCAGUAUUUUCGAGCACCAAUCAGACUCCCAGAUCAUGUGUCCAUUCAGGUGGUUGUUGUGCAGAAAAGAGAAGGAAUCCUCCAGUCUCGACAAAUCCAAGAGGAAAUAACUGGUAACACUGAGGCAUUAUCAGGAAGGCAUGAAAGAGAUGCAUUUGAUACUUUAUUUGACCAUGCUCCAGACAAGCUCAAUGUAGUGAAAAAGACUCUCAUCACCUUUGUGAACAAACAUCUCAAUAAAUUGAACUUGGAGGUCACUGAACUGGAGACCCAGUUUGCAGAUGGUGUGUACUUAGUCCUGCUAAUGGGUCUCCUAGAAGGUUAUUUUGUUCCUCUGCACAGCUUUUUCUUAACUCCUGAUAGUUUUGAACAAAAGGUCCUCAAUGUAUCCUUUGCUUUUGAGUUAAUGCAAGAUGGUGGAUUGGAAAAACCAAAGCCAAGACCAGAAGAUAUUGUAAAUUGUGACUUGAAGUCUACACUGAGAGUACUGUACAAUUUGUUUACCAAAUACAGGAAUGUGGAGUGAAGAAUCGAUUUGGGACGUAAAGGAGUGUUAACAAAGAAAACAUCAUACCUAACAUAGUUUUCAUCAGUAUUCCUCUGCAUCUCUAUUCUAAAAGAAGCUAAACAAUUUAUCUGAAAAUUUUAUAUUUUUUUCAUAGUAGAUUUGAAACAUAUAAAUUAUGAAGAAAAAGGGUUGGACGAAAGUGUUUGGGUAUAUUGUGGGAGGAUUAAUGUCUCAGUAACUGUCUUCACACUGUUUUUUAGCAGGUGAAACAAGAAAGAAAAAAGGUUUAGUGACUUUAAUUCAAGUCAUUCUUUGAAGCCAAUCAUAGGAAGAUUCAGCACUGAGUAUCUAUUUUAAUAUUUUUUACAGAUACCUUUUUUAAUCUAGGGAUUUUCUAUCCAUGAUAAUAUGGUUCCAUUCUGAUUAUGAGAAAUGUGCAUGGGGAGAAUCAGUUAAAUACUUUUGUUCACUUCACAGCUAAAAAGAAGAGACUUUCUCAGGCACUUAAGCUGAUUCAUUUGUAUUUCCAGUGCAGUUAGGCUUGAAUUUUAUGGGUACAAACUGAAGUAGUUACUCAUUCCUUUAGACAUUAUUAUCAUUAUGUGAUACUCUGGUUUAAAUAUGUGUUAUUGAGCAUUCCAUAUAAAUACACUUUGCAGCCUGUGACUUGGUUUUGUUCAAGGAAGAGAUCUUUUUUACAAAGUACACAUUUCAGGAAAACACACCUGUAUAAUACAGUUUCCCUGUAUUAUUUGUAUUACGUAGUAUUAGAAAGUAAAAGAACAGCUUGUGUUUCUUUUAAUAGUUUAAACACAGGAUUAUGAGGUUGCAAGUGUGGAUUUAUUGAUAAAUAGGAUUUAGAAUCUGUUUCUUUGGUUGAUUUUAAGAUUACUAUAUUUUACUACAUAAUGUCCAACACACACACACACCAAAAAAAAUAAAAUUUAAAAAAAAAAUUCCAGAAUCAUUCCUGUAGCCUUUCAAUUACAAAAGCACUACUUUUAGGUCUGUAAAGACUCCCUUACAGUGUAAGGUUCUUUGAUCAUUUUAGGUGACUAUAAAGAGUACUUGUUUCUAAUCAUAACCAAGUAUAAGCUGUUUUCUGUUUGGUUUUAGCUUUAACAAAGACACAAAAGACAAAUGGAAGUUGAUUCUUUUCUUAGACUUCAUAUCAACCACCAGUUGUUUCCAUGAAGAAGCUGAUAGAAACUGCCUGACACAAGACUUUACUACCAAAAACUGCACUGGCAUAAGUUGGAGGUGAAAUUAAUCGUUUGCUAGCAGGCUUGUUGUUAGUCUUAGAUAACUUUCUAAAAGAAGUGUUCCAAUGCAACCGCAGAUUCUGGGAAUCCUGGGUUACACAGUAAGGAAGAAAAUCCUGAGGCUGAAAUUACUGUACGACUGUUUAGAAAUCUUCAGGCUGUUUAGUGCAGGGAGGAGAUGUGUUAAUAGUCAUCCAAUUAGGGCAGAACUGGUACAGGUGAAAGGGAAAGCAAUCUGUCAGCUCCUGAGUCUGUCCAUCUGAAGAAAUGCAGUGCUGGCGAGAGCAAUCAAUAACAUCUGUAUGUUACUUAGUGUAUAAAGCAUUACAUAUUUUUCAAUUUUCCAGAACUUUUUUUAAUACAGAGUUUUCUGGUGCAGCAUUGACAUAAAGGAAAGAGAAACAAUUACAUUCUGUCUUUGAUGAACACUGACUGAAGUUUAAUAACAAAGUGAUUCUGACUUCUGCUGAGGACCACAGAGAUUAUUAUUCUGAGAAGUAAAUACCAAGUUUUGCAAAGAAAAGUAAAUAUUUCAUUCAAAGGACAAUACCUGGACAUUCUCUGAACUCAGACGUUGUUAUCUGAUUGUUACAAGUAUUCUAAGUAUCUUUAUUAAAAUAUUUUACCUCUAUAUUUUAAUCUGAAUUUCUGAAAUUAGAGGUGCAGGAAAUAAAAAAUAUUUACUUUUACACAGGUAAAUAACUGGACAUUUUUACCUUGUUGAAAACGAACAUGUUUUCAUUGUAUCUUUAUUAUCUGACAAGCUAAAUGAUAGGAAUUAACAAAGUGUUUUUUGAGCAAACUGAGACUGAACUUCUCAUGUAUAUACCAGCAGUAAUUUCAGCUUAUUUUAAUGUUUCACAUGUAGGUUUUUUAUUUGCACACCUAGACUGGAGUAAUUGUAAUUGUUAAUUAAAAAAUGUACAAUGUUUUUUUCUGCAGAACAUGGUCAGCUGAAAUACUCUUUUACAUCUCAGCAAUGCCAAAACAUUUUGAUUGCCCUUGAUUUCAGGAGUGCACUUUCUUUAAAGAUGAGGUUUAUAUAUGUAAAGGAAAAAAUUAGGAACAGUGAAACUGGUUUUUGGCUGGAUUUGAAAAUAAGUAUUCUGUGUUAUAUUGGUAUAACAUUAUUGGAGAUUUUGAAGUCUGUCAAACUGCAUUUUCCAUCCUUAAAAAACAUAAAACUGAGGCAGAAUGAUGAAAUCCUCAUGCUGAAUGCAAUUACGCAGAACCAUAGAAACACUUAGCUAUCCAACCUUUACACAAUUAUCUAUCCUAUGGUAAGAAGUUAUGUAAAUUAAAAUCUGCUAUAUAAACAAUAGUGUCCUAUGUAAAUAUAGACCCAUGUGAUAGUUUUAACACAUUCACACAAAUAGUAUAUGCUGCCAUGUAGGAGUGGGUCACUGCUUGUAUUUUCAACAAUGUAGAUUUAAAUAGCUAUCAGAUAAAUAUGAAAUCUAAUAUACAGAUGAUAUCUAAUAUUUAUUGCUUUGAUACAGAAUAUUAUAGACAUAUAGAAUAAUACUCCAGACAGUUUUCUCUUCAGCAUUCAGUGUAGGCCUGCACCUUCCUUCAGGGAAGUGAGCUAUUAAGCUAGCUGGGCCAAAUUCUGCUGACACCUGGGGCGCUUUUGUUUGUGGUACACAGCAAUGUAUGCUGAUGUACAGCUGAAUGCACAUUUUUCCUCACUGUUUAUAAUAACAUAGAAGUUGUUUAAGUUUUAGGUCAAUCCUGGAUUUAUUUAUAAUUAUUUUAAAUGAUUAUGUAGACCCAAAUUAAGGGGUUGAGCCCACGUAAAUUAACAGUCACCUGGAGAGGCCAGUUUCACUACUAGUCCGAGAAGGAGCCUUGGAUCUCAAGGCUGCUAUCUCAGCCCUUUGGCUGGGUUUCUAAAGCCAGAUAGUAUGGGUCGCAGCCACUGCCUUAAGAUCUCAUGGUGGUACUUGAUUCUCAUCCACCAGACCAAUGUGUUUUGUCUGUUGUGCUGUGUCACACGAAGGCCCACAGGUAGCGGAGACCAUCAACAACUGGCAGAUUAUUAGCCAGCUUGAGUAGCAAAGAAACAGUAACGUUUUCUGCUGCUGGGUCGUUAUCAAACUGCCAAAAGAACAGAGUUUUUUGUGCUUCUGUGACUUCUAAUCCAUUCAUUGCAUCCAGCAAUAUGGUAUCCAAAUUUGCUUUGUGGCUGGAUCCUGGCACGCUCUGUCAAUUACACAAAACUGUUGUUUUUUUCAAGGAGGAGCUACAGAUUCUUAAUACUAUGUCAAAAAGUUGUCAAAAUAACAAUCUAAAAUCCCAGUAUCUUGAGGUCAGCUCCUUUCAUAUUUGUUUCCUGUUGGCUGACAUUAAGUUGCCAUAAAGAACAGGCCCUGGAAAAAUAGAUAUUGAAAGAAUCUUUGCGUAAUUUUACUGAGACGCAUGAAGGUCAGAAUUGGAUUUCUGUAUAUUUCCAGUGGAGUACAGAUGCACCGAGAUUCUUAUUAAAUGAACUGACUGCAGAACAUCUAGCUCUUUACAACUCUUAGUAGCUAUCUUCUUGUUACAGGGGGGCAGCAACCCUUGCAGCUAUGUAGUUCAGAAAUUCAAGUGGACCCAGUAAGUGCUGGAUAAGAUCCUAAUCUAUUUGACUGACUGUGAACCAGGUUGCUGAUUGGCAUAUCUCUGUGUAAACCAGUGGCAUUAAAUCAACAGAGCAUUUGGUCCUUUCUGUUUUACAGAGAGUUACAGUACUUGGGAAUGGUUUACAUUCUGGCAGACUCUAUUGAUUGAGGUGAAUGCUACUGGGUUGACCUCUGUUCUUAUUUUCGCAAAGUAUGUUUUUAAAUUCAUGUUUCAGAUUAAUUUACCAGACACCUUGCUGCAAGCCACAGUGUUGCAAAGUAGAAUGGAUUUUAAAAGUAAUGCGUUUUAUUUCAUUAGAGAAAUAUAUAUAUGAUAUUUAAUGUACUAGAUACUAGCUGUAGGUCUAGCUUUUGUUAUUCUUGUCGUCCUAUCAAAAUAGCCCUCAUGAAUGGCCUGUGUGUGUGUCAAGCACCCAAAGAAAGAAUAGUGCCUUGAAGAUACCUUGCAACAUUUUCUACACUGUUACUUAACAGACUUCUGUCAUUUUACUGUAAGAAUUAGUAGGUUUUGUCUUUACAGUUAAAGUACAAUUAAAGGCUGAAGAAAUAAUUUGUAGAAAAGUUAUAAAGAUAUUUUGUUUCAAUGUAUUGCAUAGAAAAUUCAGACAGCAGUACCAAAAUUCAAAAAUUAUUCAUACCUCAGCAUCCACAGAUUAUUCCAAAGAGGUUUUGAGUAAUUUAACAUUUACUAGGGCUAAUUUUAUAUUUUUUUACAAUAUUUUCUGUGUGACUAUUUCUUUUUGCAGAAAUGACUUUUUGUUUUCUAGUGGUUUAAUACUACAUGCUCUGCAACAAUGUUAAUGUAAUUGAAAUAUUUGGUUUUAAAUUUGAAUAUCAGAUUAAUUGAUAAAAAAUAUUUGCAAAAUUUACUUCUUAAAAUGUGUGUCUGAAAAUAAUGAUUAGUUUAAUUUAAACUGCAUUGCCCUCAGCUGCGGAGUUAGCUUUCACAGAAUGUAUUUUAUGUAAUCUGUAAGAGACACUCUAUUGCUGACUUUUUCCUGUUCUUUUUCUGAAGUCUUUGUUAUGAUCCACAAUAAAAUAUGCACCUGAAAAUCAA
This is a messenger RNA of Apus apus (common swift), 6362 nucleotides long. It is a transcript of the gene PARVA, whose product is annotated as parvin alpha. The transcript has 14 exons. The record is from RefSeq and is a predicted model, not a curated record. The coding region runs from base 322 to 1440 and encodes 372 amino acids. Gene Ontology annotation, cellular component: cytoplasm; actin cytoskeleton; focal adhesion. NCBI's taxonomy places the organism in Eukaryota, Metazoa, Chordata, Aves, Apodiformes, Apodidae. Gene Ontology annotation, molecular function: actin binding. Gene Ontology annotation, biological process: establishment or maintenance of cell polarity; substrate adhesion-dependent cell spreading; cilium assembly.